Nematocida ausubeli is the source of this 2679-nucleotide messenger RNA. RefSeq lists its product as uncharacterized. The transcript has a single exon. The record is from RefSeq and is a predicted model, not a curated record. The coding region runs from base 1 to 2679 and encodes 892 amino acids. Gene Ontology annotation, molecular function: metalloaminopeptidase activity; peptide binding; zinc ion binding. Lineage: Eukaryota; Fungi; Microsporidia. Gene Ontology annotation, cellular component: cytoplasm. Gene Ontology annotation, biological process: peptide catabolic process; proteolysis.
AUGUGUAUGGCAACAAGAAACAGUACUGUUCCAGAUGGUGGCAAGGUCGACUUUAGACUGCCAGCAGAUAUAAAGCCAAUAUCGUACGACUUAGACAUAGUUCUAAAAGAGAACAACAGCAAAUUCGCAGGAGCUGUAUCUAUUAGGGCCGAUGUUAUGGAGGACACAGAUAAGAUAUCAUUCCACAUGAAAGAGCUAAAGAUCGAGAGUAUGCAGGUUGUUAUACUGGAGGAUUCAGGAGAAACUCUAGUGCAUUUGCUGGAUAGUGUACAGAACAUACCAGAGGAGGUGCCAAACUCAAUUGCAACAGUAAGGACAACAAAAAAGCUGCAGAAGGGCAGCGAGAUUCUGAUAAACAUAAAAUACAUAGGAAAUGUAUCAGAUGACAUGGCUGGGUUCUACAAAAGCGAGGAUAAGGAGGGAGGCGUGACCAGGUAUAUAUACUCUACACAGUUUGAGGCAACGUCUGCCCGACUUGCAUUCCCCUGCUGGGACGAGCCAAUAUUCAAGGCAAUGUUUAACAUUUCAAUUACAGCGCCCUCAAAGUUCACAGUUCUGUCAAACUCAGAGGUUUCUGACAGAAAAGAAAAAAUAGUCUUGGAUGCGCCAGGAGAAGAAGACAGCAUAUCGUAUACGAAGCACGUCUUCAAGCCAACACCAAUAAUGUCCACGUACUUAGUGGCCUGGGUGAUUGGAGAGCUGGACUAUGUUGAGAAGGAGCGGAUUAAGGUGUACACUCCACCCAACCAAAAGCACACAGGAGAGUUUUCGCUGGAUGUAGCCGUGCGGUGUUUGAAGUUCUUUGAGGAAUUCUUUGGAAUUGAGUACCAGAUGGAAAAGCUGGAUAUGGUGGCAAUUCCAAACUUCUCGGCAGGCGCCAUGGAGAACUGGGGGCUGGUCACAUAUAGGUCAUCUUCUCUGUUAUACAGAGAGGAAAGCACAAGUGAGAUUCAGAAGGUGUACAUUGCAGAGACAGUCUGCCACGAGCUGGCACACCAGUGGUUUGGAAAUCUUGUAACAAUGAAGUGGUGGAACGACCUGUGGCUGAAUGAGGGAUUUGCCACAUGGGCCGGAACACUUGCUACAGCAUACAUGGCAGAGGACAUAAAGCUGGUGUACAACCCAUGGGAGCUGUUUUUGGAAGGGGACAUCACUCGCGGAAUGAUCAUGGAUGGAAAGAUGUCUACGCAUCCAAUAAAUGUAAAGGUGGACUCUGUUGGAGAAAUAUCCUCAAUCUUUGAUGCCAUCUCGUACUCAAAAGGUGCGUCUAUGAUUCACAUGCUGUCAAAGUAUGUGCACGAGGAGUAUUUCAUGAAGGGGCUGCGAAAGUACAUACAGAAGUACAAGUAUGGAAAUACAGAGACUAAAGACCUGUGGGCAGAGAUUGAUGGAGGAGACAACGAAAUCAUAAAGUCAAUGUCAAACUGGAUAGACACCCCGGGCUUCCCACGCAUCCAGGUGUCAAUGGAUAAUGGAAGUUUUGUUUUGAAGCAGUCAAGAUAUCUGCCUGCAAAGGACCUGGAGGGCGCAGGACAGGAGAGGCCCGAGCAGUGGAUGGUCUUCUUAACAAAGAAGGUCUUUGCAGAGAACUCAGCCCCUGAGGAGCACUCUUUGAUGUUUACAGAGAAAGAGAGAAAGAUGCAGGAAGAAAAUGGAUAUAUCAUGUUCAAUGCGGAUUCCACUGGAUUCUACCUAAUGGAGUAUUCAGACGAGGUUCUGGAGAAGCACAUACUUCCACUGCUUGCAUCAGACAGCCUUACCCAGUUUGAUCGAUUUGGCAUUUUCCGAGACAUGAUGCGUCUGUCUAAGGAUGGGCACAAGGAUGCAAUAUACUCUUUGAACGCUCUUCAGUAUGUGAAGGAGACAGAGAGGGCAUUUAUUGUGUCUCUUGUGUCUGAAUACCUAGAGAUGGUUAGAAAUCGAUUUAGAAACGAAAAGGACAUUGAUCUGGCAGUUUCAACAGAGAUCUCAAAUCUUUUGCAAAAGUACAUUGAUGGAGUGUCAAGUUUUGAGAGUACUCCAGAGGACUCAGAAACCAAGAAGCUAAGGAUUAUUGCAGUGUGUAUUCUCUCGCAGAUUCCAGACUCACCUAUCCAGAAAGAAGUAAUGCGGCUUGCAGAGGCAAACGAGCUUUCAAAGGUGCACAAGGAUUAUAAGAUGAGUAUGUACAUCUCAUAUGCCAAGUUUGGAGGCGAGAAGGCAUAUGAUUUCUUGAAUGGAAUAAUACAAAACCGAACUGCAGAUGAAAAUGAAAAGCUGCGGGCAAUAAGGGCCAUCUCAUUUAGCGAAGAGAAGCUAGAAGAUGCAUUCAAGCUUUUCUCUGAGAGAAACCAAUAUAUCAAGAGCCAGGACAAGUUCCGAAUGGCUGAUGGUCUGGCCAGACACCCCAACCAAAGAAAAACUCUUGACAUGUUCCUUUCGCAGUUUAACAGAAUCAAAGAGCUCUUCCAGACAACCAAGGAUAAUGUGGCAAGAUUUGUCGAGGUCUUUAUUGCAGUGCAGUACACAAGAGAAAACAUUGAAAUAUGCCGAGAAUUCUUCAGUAAAGAAGAAAACAUUGACGAUGCAUGGGUAUCCGCCAUCAAGAAAGGGCUUGAUGCAGCCGAAAACACAAACCGGUUCUAUGAACAGAAUCUUAAUGUGCUAAAGGAGUGGGCCGAGAAAGCCAAGCAGGAAUAG